Messenger RNA from Scomber japonicus (chub mackerel), 3500 nucleotides. RefSeq names its product amyloid beta (A4) precursor protein-binding, family B, member 1 interacting protein (gene apbb1ip). Lineage: Eukaryota; Metazoa; Chordata; Actinopteri; Scombriformes; Scombridae. The transcript is spliced from 14 exons. The record is from RefSeq and is a predicted model, not a curated record. Gene Ontology annotation, biological process: signal transduction. Bases 137 to 2125 code for a protein of 662 amino acids. Gene Ontology annotation, cellular component: cytosol; plasma membrane.
CAGUCAGAGAGAGCAAUCCUCCACCACACUAUUUCUGUGUUGAGUUUCAUGAGAGAAUAACAUUUUUUUUAGUGGGAUUGAUGUCCAUGAAGCUGUUUUUUCAUAGCUAACUGGCGAAAUAAGGAUAUUUACAAAGAUGGACGACAUCGACGCUAUGUUCAGCGAUCUGCUGGGGGAGAUGGACCUCCUCACUCAGAGUCUCGGAGAGGAAAUAGGGCCUCCUGAACCUCUCCCCACCACAGACAAGGAAGUAAAUUACUCCAUCGGCUUCACCGACCUCAAUGAGUCACUCAAUGAACUGGAAGACACAGACUUGGAUGCACUUAUGGCUGACUUGGUGGCUGACCUCAAUGCGACUGAAGAGAAACUCGCAGCGGGGAUAGAAGAUCUGAAGGUGAUAUCGCCGCCCAAGCAAGAUUUGCCGCCCCCGCCCACGAGCCACGCUUCCCCGACGUCGCCUGCCAGUAGCACCAGCAGCAAUGCUACCACCCCAGCUUCUUCUGCCGCCUCCCCCUUACCACCUCCGCCCCCACAGGGUGCAAAGCCUACAAUGGAGGAAAUUGAGGCACAGAUGAAGGCGGACAAAAUCAAGCUCGCUCUUGAGAAGCUGAAGGAAGCUAAAGUGAAAAAGUUGGUGGUGAAGGUGCUGAUGAAUGACGGCAGCUCCAAGACUCUCAUGGUGGACGAGAGGCAGAACGUCAGGGAUGUUCUGGACAACAUGUUUGAGAAGACUCACUGCGACUGCAAUGUGAGCUGGAGCCUGGUUGAGACAAACCACGAGCUUCAACUGGAGCGGACAUUUGAAGACCAUGAAAACCUUGUGGAUCUCCUCUCAGCGUGGACAAGGGACAGCGAGAACAAAGUCCUCUUUCAAGAGAGGAAAGAAAAAUUUGAGGUUUUCAUAAACCCACAGAUCUUUUAUCUAUGGAAAAAGGAUAAGGCAGCUCUGAAAGAAAUAAAGGACAAAGACAAAGAGCUUUUAAUAAAGGAGAACUUCUGCGGGACUUCCAUCAUCGUGCCUGAUCUUGAGGGGGUGCUGUACCUCAAAGAGGACGGCAAAAAGUCGUGGAAGCAGCGGCUCUUCCAGCUGAGGGCCUCAGGAAUUUACUACGUGCCCAAAGGGAAGACCAAGUCAUCCCGUGAUCUCGUCUGCUUUGUCCAACUUGACAACUUAAAUGUCUACCACGCCAAAGACUUGAAGACCAAAUACAAAGCCCCUACUGACUUCUGCUUUGUUCUGAAGCAUCCUCAAAUCCAGAAGGAUUCUCAGUAUAUCAAGUACAUGUGCUGUGAUGAUGCCUGGUCCAAGAAACUUUGGAUCACUGGAAUACGCAUUGCAAAGUAUGGCGUGUCGCUGUAUGACAACUUUAAAACAGCCGAGAAGAAGGCUGCCGUCAACUCUGCGUGGACGAACCGCAGCACUCCAUCCAGCUCCAAUCCAUCAACACCCUCACCCACUAUCAAAGCCAAAACACCAAGCCAGGCCAAUGGGCACGCUACAAAACCCCAACCAAGACCUGAUUCUAAGGACUUUGGAAAUUUACCGCCUCCACCACCAAUGACCGAAGUCCUCCCCCCACCACCUCCAGACCCAGCCUUCCCUCCUCCACCAUCUCCUUUGUUUGCCAAGAGUUCCUCAAAACCUUCGCCUCCCCAGCGACAACUGCCAACCAACUUCCCUCCACCUCCAUCUGCAAUGGACAACCUCCCUCCUCCGCCGCCACUCCCAUCCAUGGACGACAGCUCAGAGGCUCCACCAGACUUCCUCCCUCCCCCUCCUCCGGCGGCUAGCUUUGGUUCUCUGCCACCACCUCCACCUAGUUUUGGCAGCAUGGACCAGUCUCUGCCUCCUCCACCACCAGAUCCAGAGAUCUUACCACCGCCUCCAUCUCAGCCAGUAUUUAUAGGGGCUGGAGCACCUCCUCCACCUCCGCCACCUCCUCCGCCUCCUGCUGCGCCCCCAAAAGCAGCAUUGCGGCCUACUGGGUCAGUGAAGAAGAUCCCUCCUGCUCCGCCAAAGAGGACUACACCAAUGCAAGGAGAGGGAGGGGGAGGAGGAGGAGACGGUGGAGACUUCAUGUCAGAACUGAUGCUUGCCAUGCGGAAGAAGCGCAGCGAUAAUUAGCCUGAAGAGGGUAUUAUCUGGAAAUAAAAAUACCACUAACUGUGGCUGAACAAAGACCAAUUUAACCUUUAAUCAGCCUCUCUGUGAUCCUUUGUAAAAAAAAAAAAAAAAAUCAUAUCAGCUCAUCUUUUCUUGCACGUCUUCAAGCUGAAACUAGAAGUCUGCUUAUUUACACCAAAUGUUUCUCGAAUCAAGUCAAAGGUUGAUUGUCUUUGGGACCGAAGAGAAGUCCCCUUCCACUCAAGGGUAUUUUUACCUACUAUUGGGCGUCACCUGGAUGUUCUUCUUCUAGUGACUUAUGUGCACUAGAAGGAUGUUGCUUCAUUGUGGAAGUUUCUCUGCAUCCAACUUGUUUGGAGCCAAUAGGCCGCCUACACUAGUGUGAUGUGGAAGUCUUCAGUGCACAGGCGCUGAGAAUUGACGUGUAAAACAUUGUCGAUCCAACGAUUGAACUUCUGAAACUAUUUGCAUACAGAUGUAAUUUCAAUAUUGUCUAACCAGCCAAAUGAUGGUUUGGAACAUUUAUUAUUCUUAGCAGAAUAUUUGUCUUUUAUGUUUUAAAACAUGUCCGGUGGGGCUUCAAAGAAACUGUUAUACAUAGUCACUGGUGUCUGUAAGUUUGCUACUGAUAUAAAAAACAUGAGGUAAUUUUUUUGUAAAGAAAAUACAAUGUUGUCAUAUUGUACUCUUGAGAUUUGUAAAUAUGUCACAAUUUUGCUUGGAUGGAUGUAAAUACUUUGUUAAGUGUUUACAGGGAAUAGGCCUAUAGAGCACACCCAAUUGUAGUAGUUAUAAAAUGGCUGUUACAUAAAUAAAUCCUGGUGGUAUGAGAAAUGCAUGAAAUGAACAUAAUGUCUUCAAAGAUUCAAUUACUGGGUCUACUUUCUUCUGUCACUGUGUUAGAGCCUGCUGGCAUUGACUGCUUUAAACACAUGUUACGAGACCGUCUGAAAGCCACAUCCUCCCGUAAUCAAUUAACAUAACGCCUCAUAAAUCCUAUAAAACGCCCAGAAAUGUAAAAAGCACUGGAGCUGGUUUCCAUUUACUGGUUCUGGUGUGUGUAUAUGUGGAGUUUGGGAGACACCGGAAGACAUGUGAUGAGGUGGAAUGUCUGGAUCGAAGCAACACAAAGCAACUUCAUCUUUGUCUUUAUUCUGCAUUAAUCUGCAAUUACAACAUGUACAGAUGUAUUUUCAAAUGUAAAACUGUCAAAAUACAAUUUUAUGAGCAAACUACAAUUAAAUUUGAAUAUUUCUGUGGCCAUGAGAACUGCAUCUUAAAGCAGACGUUCGUUGUAUUUAUGUCAACCACAACCUUGACAAUUUGGACAAAAUAUAUUCCACCAACAUGACAGAAUAUGACCAAAAAGGAAAAU